AUGUCUUUUUCUCUUUACAGCCCGUUAGUUUCCACCGGAUACUCUCACUGCAAUCACCAAAACCAUAUCCCACCGCCGUCGACGACGAAGAAGACGACGUCUGCUUUGCCACCGUCACUGCGUCAACGGAGGAGAGAGUUAAGAAGCGUCUUAACUUGCUCGCUGGAUCCAAUGGAAGUCUGCGGCGUAGAUUCUGAAGGUAAAGAGUUUAACAGCGCACAAGAGAUGUGGAGAGAAGCAAUUGGAGAAGAAGGAGAUGAAACCAAGAAGACACAAUGGUACAGAGACGGUGUUUCUUACUGGGAAGGUGUUGAAGCUUCUGUUGAUGGAGUGUUAGGAGGAUAUGGGCAUGUGAAUGAUGCUGAUAUUACAGGAAGUGAGGUUUUUCUCAAGACUCUUAUGCAAGAAAGAUUAGUCAAUGGAGGAACAAAUCAGCAUCUUGUGGCUCUUGAUUGUGGUUCUGGUAUUGGGAGGAUCACCAAGAAUCUUCUGAUACGCUACUUCAACGAGGUUGAUCUUCUUGAGCCUGUAGCGCAGUUCCUUGAUGCCGCACGUGAGAAUUUGGCAUCUGUAGGUUCAGAAACACACAAAGCAACUAACUUUUUCUGUGUACCUCUUCAGGAGUUUACUCCAGCUGCUCAAAGGUAUGAUGUCAUAUGGGUUCAAUGGUGCAUUGGACAUCUCACUGAUGAUGAUUUUGUUUCUUUCUUCAACCGAGCAAAGGGAUGCCUUAAACCCGGUGGGUUUUUUGUUGUGAAAGAGAAUCUCGCUAAGAAAGCAGGAUUUGUAUUGGAUAAAGAGGAUCGUAGCAUCACACGAUCCAAUCCGUACUUUAAAGAACUCUUUCGUAGAUGUGGGUUACAUCUCUAUCAAGCAAAGGAUCAGAAGGGUCUUCCAGAAGAGUUAUUUGCUGUAAAAAUGUAUGCAUUAACGGUUGAUACACCACCCAAAGUCCACAGAACCAGAUCGAAAACUCGCAGCAACAGACCACAGAUUAUCAAAUGA
This is a messenger RNA of Eruca vesicaria subsp. sativa (arugula), 1005 nucleotides long. Lineage: Eukaryota; Viridiplantae; Streptophyta; Magnoliopsida; Brassicales; Brassicaceae. The record is from the annotation of a GenBank genome assembly.